Molecule: messenger RNA, 588 nt
Organism: Parnassius mnemosyne (clouded apollo)
Lineage: Eukaryota; Metazoa; Arthropoda; Insecta; Lepidoptera; Papilionidae
Source: the annotation of a GenBank genome assembly
AUGUCUUCAGGAAGACCUAUCAAGUGUGUAGUCGUUGGUGAUGGAACUGUUGGAAAAACUUGUAUGUUAAUAUCGUACACAACCGACAGUUUUCCAGGCGAAUACGUGCCUACAGUAUUUGAUAACUAUUCAGCUCCCAUGGUAGUGGAUGGUGUAGCUGUAUCAUUAGGACUUUGGGAUACAGCGGGACAAGAGGACUAUGAUAGACUUAGGCCAUUAAGCUAUCCACAAACAGAUGUCUUCCUUAUUUGUUUCAGUGUAACAAGUCCAUCAUCUUAUGAAAAUGUUACAUCUAAAUGGUAUCCAGAAAUCAAGCAUCAUUGUCCUGACGCACCAAUUAUUUUAGUGGGAACAAAGAUUGACUUAAGAGAUGACAGAGAGACAUUAAGCCUGCUUUCUGAGCAGGGGAUGUCUCCGUUAAAAAGAGAGCAGGGACAGAAGUUGGCUAACAAAAUUAGAGCUGUUAAAUACAUGGAAUGUUCAGCCUUGACACAACGUGGUUUAAAGCAGGUAUUUGACGAAGCGGUUCGUGCAGUUUUAAGACCGGAACCUCAGAAAAGACAUCAGAGGAAAUGUUUAAUCAUGUAA